Molecule: messenger RNA, 450 nt
Organism: Cherax quadricarinatus
Lineage: Eukaryota; Metazoa; Arthropoda; Malacostraca; Decapoda; Parastacidae
Product: cuticle protein AM1159
Cellular component (GO): chitin-based extracellular matrix
Molecular function (GO): structural constituent of chitin-based larval cuticle
Source: RefSeq, a predicted model, not a curated record
AUGAAGUUUGUGAUCUUUGCCGUGCUGGCCGUCGUGGCUACUGCCGCCCCUCAGUAUGCAGCCCCCGCGGCACCAUCACGUUACAGUGAGUCAAGCGAAGAGAUCCCCAUCCUGAAGGACGAACGUAUCCAUGAAGAAGAUGGCAGGUACAACUACGAAGUGGAGACUGGAAAUGGCAUCAGGUUGUCCCAGUCCGGUUCCCCUGACGGCCCAGAAGGUGCUGUGGUUAAAUCCGGACAAUACUCCUACACUGCUCCUGACGGUACAUCUGUCGAAGUGAAGUUCGUUGCUGAUGAGAACGGCUACCAGCCAGAGUCUGACUUGCUCCCAGUGGCACCCGAGUUUCCCCACGAAAUCCCUCAGUUCGUGCUGGAUCAGAUCGCUAAGGCUGCUGAAGAGGACGCUGCCCUCUCACGAGGUCCUUCUGCUUCUUACGGUGCCCCUCAAUAA